Messenger RNA from Pseudocercospora fijiensis CIRAD86, 1104 nucleotides. RefSeq lists its product as uncharacterized. The record is from RefSeq and is a predicted model, not a curated record. NCBI's taxonomy places the organism in Eukaryota, Fungi, Ascomycota, Dothideomycetes, Mycosphaerellales, Mycosphaerellaceae. The coding region runs from base 1 to 1104 and encodes 367 amino acids. The transcript is spliced from 3 exons.
AUGCCUUGCAACUACAAGGCUCCAGCUUCUCAAGCAGCUUUCGACAACUUUGCUCAUGCUUUCUCGGGAUCAUAUAUCAAUGAUAUCUCGGGAUCACAGCUGAACAGCCUUUACGACGCUCUUGUCUGGUCGCCGCCUCUUCCACACACACAGGCAGAGGAAGAGCGUAAUAAGCGGAAUCUCCUGGCCUGGAUCGCACGCAAUCAUCCAGAACUCAGCAAUCCGGGCCAGAGAAUGCCUACCAAGGCAAUCCUGGAUGCUUCAAUGCAGCUUCGCACCUCUAACAGCGACGAUGUAGCCGGAGGAGCACUGAUCCGUCACGACAGUCAUCAGAAUGUCGAUCGUCUGGAGCAGAACGUCGGUACCGGUCAUCCAAAUCUUGACUACAACAACGUUGACGAAGUUCAACAAGCGACCGCCGACCACCGCCGCCCAACGCGAGCAUCCUUGCUCCCACCAGCCCGCAUAUCGACUCGUCGCAAGUCACGAGCAUCACUCCCACCAGUGACGGCACCAGCAGCAGCAGCCGUCCGUCCAGCAAUGUCGGCUGAAGCCAUGGACUCACUCAUGCAAGACGUCGAAUCCAAGAUGUUGCCCGCUUCUCCCACACCCAAGCCUCGCAGCCGCAAAGCCAAGCAGCCAUUGGCAAUUCACGAAGACUCGGAGGGCUUCUCCGACGACGCGGGGGCAUCUGUAUGGCAGUACGAUUUUGCGCAGACGAGCGCAUCUCAGCCCCAAUCGCCAAAUCCUUCCGAUUUCGAAGACGACGAAGCCGACUUCUCGGACUCCUGCGACAAGGCUCGCGACAACACUAUUCACAACUGGGUCAACAUCAACAACAACAAGAAGAAGGCAGCAUCCUCCUCGUCCAAGAUCGCAUCUGAUCCUCCCACCUCGCAACCCGCCACUGCCCAGACCAACACUUCUUCUUCUUCUUCUACCUCCAACCUCACCCAAGCCCUCAUCGACGCCCUGGACCGUAACAUGGGCGACGUUCAUCAGAAAUGCCACGCGAAGGAUUUGGACAGUGCGAUUCAGAGUCUUGCUACGAUGAUGAGUUUGGUGGUUAUGGUUCGUGACAGUGGGUUUCAUAUUGAGGAGUGA